AAACUAGAUUAACUGCAAAACCCGAAGCAGGGUCUCGCUGGAAAAUCUCCCGUUUUCUGGUUAUCCAAAUACGCACAACUUUCUCUCUCUCUCGAGAGAAGAAUGGUCGCAAGCUCUUUGUCAAUCCUCUCUUCCACAUCUUCAUUUCCAUCUCAUUCCAGCGCGCAUCCAUCUUCCGCUUCCACUUCCACUAGGCUCAGACCCUUCUUCACCUCCAAACGCAGCCUUAAUUUGUCCGAACCCCUUAACUUCGCAAUCCCCAGGGCCUCUUUGAAACAAUCCAUCGAAGAUGGUUCGACGGAGCAGUUUUUGCAGAAUAACUCCAUUGCUGACUUCAUGAGGUUCAAGAGGGGUGUUGAUGGAGGCUGCGCGGAGUUGCAGACUGCUGUGGUCAGGUACAGGAAGAGGUUUCCCUGGUCUCUUUUGCGGCCUUUUCUUCAGGUCGAUUUGGUUUCGACGAUUCACAUUGCAGAUAAAGAGUACUUUGCAACCCUACAGAAAGAACUUGAGCCUUAUGAUUGUAUUCUCUAUGAAAUGGUGGCUAGCAGAGAAAUUUUAGAGAAUAGAAGGAACCUUACUCCUGAAAGAAGAGACAAAGGAUCACGUUCGCGAGGUUUUAACAUCUUGGGAUGCAUCCAGCGACAGAUGGCUCGAGUUCUUAUGCUUGAUUUUCAAUUGGAUUGUCUUGAUUACCAAGCUGAGAAUUGGUACCAUGCAGAUCUUGAUUAUGAAACCUUUAAAUUACUUCAGCUUGAAAAAGGUGAAAACUUUUUCACUUUUGCAAGAGACAUGACCCUUAAAUCAACAAAAGCUUUGGUGCAGCCUGCUUCAAUUCCAGGAGACCUUGAUCCUUGGCGAUCCAAGCUUCUAUGGGCUUCACGUGUGCUUCCUAUGCCACUUGUGGGCCUUCUCAUCAUUGGAAGUGUUUGUGAUGUGGGGAACCAGGCAUCAGAAUUUCCUGAACUGGAAGCCUUGUCUAGGCUUGACUUUGGGGCUGCAAUGAAGGUCUUCCUGGCAAAGCGACUGACAUCUGACCGCUGUAGCAAAAGGCACACCCCACACCCUUGCGUGGCUAAGCCAGCCAUCCAGCCAUCUGAUCUCCCGAAGCAGACCUCUACCUCUCUCCCUCUCCUGCAGCUCCCCCUCCCCUUCACCUGUGUUCUAAAGUCUAAAGAACACCCACAAACAAAGCAAGGCAACCCAAAUCAGCAACAGAUCGAAAGCACCCAGAACACAGAGUUCUGAUUUUGAUUAACAGAUCAGUAGAACAAGACACUUUGUAUCUCUUACCUGAAAGGAAAAGCACCAAAGAUGUCUGCUUUCUUAGGGAAAUUGAUUAAAAAAAAAAAUUUGAAUGAAGAAGGGAUGAGGGAGCAGCAACAUUCAACAGAAGGUGUUGGCGAUUGGUAUUAUAGAACCACAACCAGAGAGAAAAGAGCUGGUUCUAGAAUUUUCUGUCCUUGAAAACAUUAAAAAUGUAAUUGGCAUAGAAUCAACGUCGUUGUUGCCCCACUUGUUUAUUACGCGGGGGUGGAGAGCAAAUUUGAAAAUGGUCUCUUCUUCCCCCGUUUCAGCGUGAAGGAGGGAAAAAAAAAAAACAAAAACAAAAUAAAAUACACGUCAGGUGUGGGGUGUGGGUAAUGAACAGUGGCUGAUUUGUAGUAUUUCUUGUAACUUUUAGAUGUUAUAUCAUCAUCAUCAUCAUCAUCAUCAAGCUCUUUAUCAUGUAUUACACAAAACUAUUUAUUAAUUAGCUUUUGAAGUCCAA
Molecule: messenger RNA, 1768 nt
Organism: Carya illinoinensis
Lineage: Eukaryota; Viridiplantae; Streptophyta; Magnoliopsida; Fagales; Juglandaceae
Exons: 5
Coding region: 103-1245 (380 amino acids)
Source: RefSeq, a predicted model, not a curated record